CAGACACUGAGAAAUCUGGACCUUUGACAGUGUACGACCUAAAGGAAUAUAAGGAUUUGAUAGUUGUAGCUUCCUUGCAAUUAAUUUUAUGGUAUUGGUACCUCUUGCUUUUUCUGUGGAUUUAGAUCAAGAAACACUAUGAGCACAGCUCAACGAAAGCGCCGUGGAGGAGCAGUUAAUUCUAGGCGAGUUCGGAAACGAAACAGGCUGAUGGCUUCUACCGCAGAAAUGGCUUCAGAAGCAGAGCCAAUAGAACUUGAAGAAAGUGAGAACCAACGACAAGGGAGAAAUCUCAGAUUAAGAAGCCAGCGACAGUCGGACAGCUGUGUACUGAGUAGCGAUGAUGAAGAUGAAACAAGAGACAAUGAUGUGUAUGUGACAGAUAAAGUAUCUCGAGAAUUGGGACCACUGGAAGAUGAAACUGCAAGUUCAAAGCCGUCUGGUACCGUUAGCUGCCCGAUUUGCAUGGAUGGCUACUCAGAGAUUGUGCAAAGUGGACGACUGAUUGUGUCAACCAAAUGCGGCCACGUCUUCUGCAGCCAGUGCCUCCGUGAUUCCCUUAGGAAUGCCAACUCUUGCCCAACCUGCAGGAAGAAACUCACUCACAGACAAUAUCAUCCCAUUUAUAUAUGAGUACUUCUAUUUCUCAGGACAGACUCAACUGGAUUUUGGGGGAAAAUGUCAUGUUUUCAGUGCUCUGAAGACUUAAAGAGCAGCAGGUUGUGCACGCAUCCAAAUAAAACUGUUUUUUUUGGAGAAUGACUUGUACAUAUAUAGACAGCUUUUUUUAUGGUCCAAGCUGCUUCUUGUUAUGUCCCUGGUUAUAACGUUAAACUGAUGACUGUCUCUAAACUAGACCAGCAGCCUACACCAGAAGGGAAGCAGCUAAUCCAUUUCCUUCUACUUUUUUAAUGCUUAAACAAGAGGGGUCUGAAUAUUUUGCUAUUUCUUACUCUUUAAAUUAUUCCCACCGUCGCAUCCAGGUACGGAAUAGUUACCUUGCAACACAGAGGUGAACAAGUUGCCAUUUCAUUGCACUUUUGUUUUUAUCCUGUAAGAAGCUCAUGACUAUAUUGCUUUCUGCUAUACCAUCUUUGCCCAAGUAGAGUAAGUUCUGGAACGAUGGGUCGUUUUCUCUUGAAUCAAUAUUAAAUUGACAACCAGGGUCAUGCAAUAAAAUAACCUGCUGUUAACCAGCAAUCAGGUUUUUUUAAGCAGAAGGCUUGAACAUGUAGAUGUCUUUUAUGAACUCCAUGAGAUCUAAAGUACGUAGAAAAGUUGCAACAUGUCAGUGUGCAAAUACUUCUUUGAAUGUUCUAACUGCCAAGAAUUCCUGUAUUUGAAUCACAACACUGAAUUUAUUUUCUAACAGGAUGAGAUGGUCUCUUGGGUUUACUACUGUUCUAUAGUGCUCUCGCCUGAUAACUAAGGAGAAUGUAGUCUUCUCUAGGCUUGCUUGCUAGUGAUGAAUAAGAAGCAAAUUGUAUGCUUUCCUCUUGUCAGCUGAAUACCAAACUACCUACAGGUCUUCUUACUGUAUCAAGUGUACGCAGCGUAAUGCUUAAAGUUCAGUAUGUUCACUUUGCUGUUCUCUUCAGUUGUUACACUGACACCUGACUGGUUUUAGCCUGGUGCAUAGGAUUAAAAAAUAAAUAAGUGUAUUGCCAUGGAUUUAGGAAGCGGAGGCUUUAAAAGAUGUUUGGUAGCAAUCUGGACUUGGCAGCUUUUUGAGAGAGAAGUUUAAUCUCCCUUUGCCCUGAGGGUUGUCCAGCUUUCUUUAAAUGUGCAUUUUUAAAAAAGAAGGAAGUCAGAUACAUGUCCUAGGAGAGAGCAUUCCUCUGUUGAAGCAAGGCAGGAAUACACAGGUUUAUGAACUGUUACCCAGUCACUUUUGGGUUUUUUCCAGGACUGAGGUACAAAUGUCUGCUUUAAACCUGUUACAGCUAAAAUCUGCAAGCUGAUGUGGAAUCCCAGAUGAGGUGAUACAAACAGGAUUAUAGUAAUUAAAAGUGUAGAUGAGGUGAUUGAAAUCAGUAUUUUAGGAUCCACAUAUGUAGUAACUGCAUCUAUGAAGGUUGAAAUUCGGUCUGUAAAAAAAAAAAAAAAAAAAAAAUCAAAAUUAAACUUCGGGUGCCUUUUGGCAGUUGGUUGAUUAUGAAAACCAUCAGCAGCACCAUUCUGUGCUCUGGUGCAGCUCAAUUGUAGGAUGUGUUUAGUUAACGUUGAUAUCUGAUGUGUCUUUGCUAGCCUGUCCUAGGGAUCUGUAGGAAGCUGUUAAUUGAAGCACCUCUUCUAAUUAGCUGUCUCAAGUUCUUUAUUGAAGAUUGCAACCCAAAAGUAAAGCGGUUUUUUUUUUUUUAUUAGGAUGUUUAGGGAUGUGUCUGGAUGUAGUAAUACAGACAAAGGCUAGCUUAAACACAAUACCUUCCGCACCCUGGUUUGGAAUAGCUUUCGUUUGGCCCUGUUACCAGGAAUACACCGUUUCUGCAGUGUGGUGAUAUGGUAACUACUAAAAUGUUACACACGUUGAGUUACUGUGUGCUCCUAUUGGUCAUAUAAACUACAGGCAACUACAGCAGUCUUAGGAUAGUGCGGUGACAACAGCGGCUGGAAUUUGGGUCCCAAAAACCA
Molecule: messenger RNA, 2631 nt
Organism: Aptenodytes forsteri (emperor penguin)
Lineage: Eukaryota; Metazoa; Chordata; Aves; Sphenisciformes; Spheniscidae
Product: E3 ubiquitin-protein ligase RNF4
Exons: 5
Coding region: 139-633 (164 amino acids)
Biological process (GO): positive regulation of transcription by RNA polymerase II
Molecular function (GO): transcription factor binding; zinc ion binding
Source: RefSeq, a predicted model, not a curated record